AAAAGCCCGCCAUUCUUCUGUGUGGCAGCUUCUACUUCCUCUCUGAACUUCCUCAAAGAAACCUCCACUUCCAUUAAUCACAGGCCACCGCUUACUCUUUCUCACCGUUCCUAAGUUUCUAAGCUGCAAUAAUGGCGACUGUGAUGCAAAAAAUCAAGGACAUUGAAGAUGAGAUGGCGAGGACCCAAAAGAACAAGGCUACAGCCCAUCAUUUGGGUUUGCUCAAGGCUAAACUUGCAAAGCUACGUAGAGAACUCCUUGAGCCUACAUCAAAAGGAGGUGGUGGUGCUGGUCAGGGUUUUGAUGUUACUAAAAGUGGAGAUGCCAGAGUCGGUUUAGUAGGCUUUCCUUCAGUUGGGAAAUCAACGCUGCUAAAUAAAUUAACUGGGACAUUUUCAGAGGUUGCUUCCUAUGAAUUUACCACCUUGACUUGCAUCCCAGGCGUUAUCAUAUAUAGAGGAGCUAAAAUUCAGUUGUUAGAUCUUCCUGGUAUCAUUGAGGGUGCUAAGGAUGGGAAGGGGCGAGGCAGGCAGGUUAUCAGUACUGCUAGGACAUGCAAUUGUAUUUUAAUUGUUCUUGAUGCAAUAAAGCCAAUCACUCACAAGCGUCUGAUAGAGAAAGAACUUGAGGGAUUUGGCAUAAGAUUAAACAAGGAGCCACCUAAUCUGACAUUCAGGAAGAAAGACAAGGGUGGAAUUAAUUUCGUCUCAACAGUUGCCAACACACACCUUGAUCUUGAAACUGUAAAGGCGAUAUGUAGUGAAUACAGAAUUCAUAAUGCUGAUAUUACUCUGAAGUACGAUGCAACUGCAGAUGACCUUAUAGAUGUCAUUGAAGGCAGCAGGAUAUAUAUGCCCUGCAUCUACGUACUAAACAAGAUUGAUCAAAUUACUCUUGAAGAGUUGGAGAUUUUGGACAAACUUCCUCACUACUGCCCAAUCAGUGCUCACCUGGAGUGGAACCUUGAUGGUUUGCUGGAGAAGGUAUGGGAAUAUCUAGAUUUGACUCGCAUAUAUACAAAACCAAAAGGACUGAAUCCAGACUAUGAAGAUCCUGUGAUUUUGUCAUCUAAAAGGCGGACAGUUGAGGAUUUUUGCAACCGAAUCCAUAAGGAUAUGGUUAAACAAUUUAAAUAUGCUCUGGUAUGGGGAUCAAGUGCGAAACACAAACCUCAGAGAGUUGGCAAGGAACAUGAACUUGAGGAUGAAGAUGUAGUGCAAAUUAUCAAAAAAGUGUGAUAAAUUUAACUCCAGUUGUACGAGUCCAUUGAGUUCUCCACAUUAUGAAACCAGAUACAUGAAAGAUUACGCCAAUUUUUGAUUUAAGUGUGUUUGCCAUGGUAUGAAUGAUGCAACGAGAUUGAACAAACACAAUUAGUUGGAAUGAUAUUUAGCAGAAAUUGAGCGUGAUGGAACAUAUGCCCCAUGUGACUAUUUGAACUUUGAAAGGAUAAACCAGAAUAAUGCAUGUAGCUUAUGCCAAA
Molecule: messenger RNA, 1483 nt
Organism: Hevea brasiliensis (rubber tree)
Lineage: Eukaryota; Viridiplantae; Streptophyta; Magnoliopsida; Malpighiales; Euphorbiaceae
Product: developmentally-regulated G-protein 3
Exons: 10
Coding region: 132-1238 (368 amino acids)
Biological process (GO): cytoplasmic translation
Cellular component (GO): cytoplasm
Molecular function (GO): GTPase activity; GTP binding
Source: RefSeq, a predicted model, not a curated record